AUGACCCCUGUUCGAGAUGCGAGGCUGCGAGGUAAAGAAUCUCUCUGGGACUGCACUUAUCUCAAGACUCACGGAAAGAGCGGGCCCAAAGGCCCACGUCGAACCACCGAAGCUGCCAUUAGGAGGCUGCAAGAACGCAGCAAGUGCAGCCGUGCGAACUCUAGAAGCAAUAGCGAAACUAGCUACGAUACCGGAAGUCCGGUCCCUGCAGACUUGCCCUACCUGGAUCCCAUUCCUCUUCUAAGCGACCAUGAUGCCGAAUCCCGGGCCUGGCCGGAUAUCAAGAGCCCACCAGUCUCCGUUUCUCACCACCAGGAACCCCAGAGAAUUUCCACAGCAUGCUUGUCGCAAUACCUGGAGCAUUACCAGAAGCGUGGAUAUGGCAUAUGGCCAGUCGUCGACACCGAUGCGCUCACCGGACGACUCCUGACGCAUCCCAAUGAUUUCGAGGCCUACGCAUUGGCAAAUGCCAUUUGUGCGGCUAUUGUGAGCCAGUUUUCCAUCGGUAUCGAGCCCGGCAGCCCAGUUGAAGGCCACUAUCGCAUUCCGAGUGCCGUUUUCGAAUUUGAAGCCAAGAAAGCGAGGAACGAAUCUGACCAUUUGGAGAACGUCACCAUCUACUCUUUACUUGGAAGCUUUUUUCUGCAUGUUUACUCCGCAAAUGUCGGACGUAUGAAUGCCUCCACCGUCUUGUUGGGAGAAGCAAUCUUCAAAGCACACAUCUUGGGUUUGCACAAGACCACGCACUACCAAACCUUGGCCGCUGAGCAGACACAAUAUGCUUUACGCGUUUACUGGCUUCUGUUCAUCACUGAGAGAGCACAUUCCUUGCAGCAUGAUGUGCCGACAACACUGAAACGAACUCCGGAUCUUCCGCGACUCGAGGAUUUACAAGAUGGAUCCGUUACACCUGCAUUCGUCCAGCUCUGCCGUCUUUUCAACAUCUUGGAUGUCACCAUCACCGCCGAACCUGCAAGUGCGCGCCAGGCGCUCGCACUAGCCCAGCAGCAACUUAGCUGCGAUGAAGACCCCCGGAGCCUGGAGAAUGAAAUACAGCGCGCGGACAUUACUAUGACGCAGCAAUGGAUGCGUAUUUUCCUUUGGCAACAUGCGCUCAACGUGACGAAUUUGAGUAGCCGGGCCAGUCAGGAUGAGGAGUUUUCGUUUCGCUUUCCGGCCAAGGUGGCGCAGAACGUGCUCUCGAAUCUGAGCAGUCUCUCACGGCAGAGUGUUGAAGCGCAUGGACCUGGCAUGGAAUCGAAGAUAUUUGACGUGGCCAACUCGCUCGCCGACGUCAUGAUGAUAAUGCCGUCCCUGAACCACGAAUCGCGCUUCGACGUCGGCCCUAGAGACCUCAUCCAUUCGCUCGCGCAAGUGCUUGGUAAUUUCCGCGGAGGAAACCCCUCUGUCAUCAACAUAUUGCAAGGAAAAUUGACUACGCUUGGGUUUGCCGCCGGAUCACCACAGAAAUUGAUUGAUCUUUCAUCGCCAGAGGAGGAGUAUGAGGAAUGGCACGGUCGAACCAUGUCUGCGCCAUCAACGUACCCGUCUGGCCCACGAGAGACGCCCAUAUCGCCAUCUCUCCAGUCAAGCAUGAGCAUGGACGGGUCGCUGAUGCAUCAACCGCACGGGUUCCAAUGA
Molecule: messenger RNA, 1641 nt
Organism: Pyrenophora tritici-repentis Pt-1C-BFP
Lineage: Eukaryota; Fungi; Ascomycota; Dothideomycetes; Pleosporales; Pleosporaceae
Product: Fungal-trans domain containing protein
Source: RefSeq, a predicted model, not a curated record